Messenger RNA from Rangifer tarandus platyrhynchus (Svalbard reindeer), 765 nucleotides. Lineage: Eukaryota; Metazoa; Chordata; Mammalia; Artiodactyla; Cervidae. The record is from the annotation of a GenBank genome assembly.
AUGUUGGAAUGUCUAACGAGGAGGAGAAGGCCCUCAAAGCUGGCGGAGCAUGAAGACAGCGCUCCCGUGACAAACCACGGCAUGAGCCACACUGAAGGUGAUGCUCCGGGCCAUCACCACCACCCCCCGCCCCUGCCCACCACCUCCAAGUGCAAAACCCACCUGCCUUCAACAUUUGCUCCUGUUAGAAGGAAGAAAAUCUCUGAGGAGAUCACACGGUACAACUGCAGGUUUCUGGGGGCCGAAAGUGAGAUAACACAGAUGAAGCACGCGGAGCCACGCAUGCACACCACAAGUGUGCCGUGCGUGUUAUCCGACGUGGAAGUGGCAGCUUGUGAUUUUAAUACUAAAGGAUGCCGAGAGCGCAGAGAGAAAGAGCUCGCCACACUGCGUCCAGCUUUCCAUGAUGCUGGAGCAGUUAUUUCGGAAGCAGCUGCCCUGGCUCCGUCUCUGAUUAAAGAUGACAAGUGUUAUCUUGUCACCUUUGCUCCUCUAGGGAGACUCAUUUCCUCCGUGAAUAUUCUUGCCCUGGGCAGCUGGCACCUGCAUCUCUCACUGGAGGAGGUGCAGGAGGCCCUCCUUGGUCACAUCAACGCCUCAGCCUGCAGCCCCGGCUGCAUCUGCCUGACCAUUUUUUGUUCCUGCAGCCAGCCUGCGUGGGGCCGGGGAAGCGGGUACCUGCUAAUCAGACACUUCCCAAGGGGCCGUGCAGGCGACCAUGAUGGAGAUGAGAAGGGAGGGGCAGCCCUGGGGCUGCAGCGGUGA